This is a messenger RNA of Fukomys damarensis (Damara mole-rat), 1851 nucleotides long. RefSeq lists its product as uncharacterized. Gene Ontology annotation, biological process: virion assembly. The record is from RefSeq and is a predicted model, not a curated record. The coding region runs from base 1 to 708 and encodes 235 amino acids. The transcript has 2 exons. Lineage: Eukaryota; Metazoa; Chordata; Mammalia; Rodentia; Bathyergidae.
AUGGUACCAAAUGGGAUAAAGUCCGCAAAGCGGCAGGCACCCAGGCCGGUGUUCUCCCAGGAGCCGGACCCCUUAGAGCCUACUGACCCCGGGUUAAGACCCCUCCGUAUGCAGAACCAUCCCCUGGGGAGGCAGAAGUUAAGUCCAUCUACCCAUCUCCCCCGAAAGAAGGGGAGAUCCCGGAUUCCACCACCUCUCCUUCCCGUACCCGAGGGGGCUCUCUCUGCUUAUGGGCCCCCGGAGGUGCCCCAGGAGAGGCCGGACCCAGUCCCUGUGCUCCCAUUGAGAGAAGUAGAACAAGGUCAUUAUGUAUACAUUCCUUUCUCUACAAGUGAUUUAUAUAACUGGAAGCACCAGAAUCCCCCAUUCUCUGAGAAGCCGCAAGCCCUAAUCUCCCUCCUCGAGUCUGUGUUUAAUACCCAUGACUCCACCUGGGAUGAUUGUCAGCAACUUUUACAGGCUCUGUUCACAUCCGAGGAACGAGAAAGAAUUAGAAGACACGCUAUUCGGUCAGUGCUGGGGGAAGCUAAGGGGCUUGUUGAGGACCAACAACAACAGGCCCGAGUUGAAGCACAACUCCCCAUCUCCCAUCCCAAAUGGGAAUCGAAUUCCACCGGAGGUAGGGAAGCUCUUCACAACUACCAUCAGCAUCUCCUGGCUGGCCUUAGGGGAGCCGCUCGCAAGCCUACCAAUUUGAGCAAGGUUUGACUCCAAGACCUUGGAACCACGGUGGAAGGGGCCUUUUCCAGUUGUCCUGUCUACUCCUCUGGCUGUGAAGGUUGCGGGACACCCGACGUGGAUCCAUCGCAACCACCUUAAGCCCGGCCUGGACAACAGCCCAGAGGCAUACGGAAAAUGGAGCGUCAUCAGCAAACCCGGAGAAUUGAAAGUAAAACUCCGCUCAACUGGACCUUCAUUAUGAUCUGGGUGAUUUCCCUUGGGACAAUAAUAGCGUUGUCCAGAGAGAACUUAGGUCAUACUAAAAACGUUUGGGUGCAAUUAGCUGAAUCCUUAAAUUUGUCUGAAAUAUGUUUAAAUGCUGAUGUGAAUUUUCAUUAUGUGCUUGGAAGUUGUUUGGUUCCAGUAUGCACCCCACUUGAAAGUAUUAGACCAUAUACUAUGUUUAAAAAUUUCCCACAAGUAAAUCUCAGUUAUUUGGAUAGUUACAAUUGGGGACAGGUGACAUGUUACAAACCAAAGAAUGCUAUUAAGCUAUAUACCCCUCGAGUAGCUAUGUCCAAUAAGACUCUCUGUGCCAAAUAUAAAGGCUGCACUUCCCAGUGUUUAAAUCUUAAACAAACAGAUGUAAUGAAGUGUUCUAGAAAACAAAAGAUUCCUUACAGCAAAUGCCAUAUUACUUUGCCACUGGGCUAGUUUUAUACUUGUGAGGGAAUAACUUAUAAUUACAUCCCAGCAAACUUGACCGAGGCCCACUGUUGUCUUAGUAAAUUAGCAGUCGUCUUACCUGACAGGGGAGACCUCUCACCACCCAACAGAACAAAACGCUGGUCUCCCUAUACUUCACCAGGCUGUGAUGAUGAUGUGGGACUUUUAACAGAUGCUGAAGUUAUUCCUAUGAUUAUUUCUGUUAUAGGUAUGCCCUCAAUUGGAGUACAUGCUGAAAAGGCAGUUAGAAAACUAGCUUGCAAGGUAAUUAAAGGGUUAAAUACCACCUCUGCUGCGCUGGCACUAAUUAAUCAAGAACUCCAGGAACAGAGACAAGCAAUCUUAGAUAAUAGGGCAGCAACUGAUUAUCUGCUAUUAUUUCAUCACCAAGGUUGUGAGAGGAUUAAAAUAUGUGCUGCUUCAAUUUAACAAAUAAUGGGCCAGCUAUAGAACAAGACAUAGAAA